Messenger RNA from Puntigrus tetrazona (Sumatra barb), 4589 nucleotides. Its product is annotated as tumor necrosis factor receptor superfamily member 16-like. The record is from RefSeq and is a predicted model, not a curated record. Gene Ontology annotation, cellular component: plasma membrane; cell surface. The transcript is spliced from 6 exons. The coding region runs from base 245 to 1279 and encodes 344 amino acids. Lineage: Eukaryota; Metazoa; Chordata; Actinopteri; Cypriniformes; Cyprinidae. Gene Ontology annotation, biological process: Rho protein signal transduction. Gene Ontology annotation, molecular function: nerve growth factor binding; coreceptor activity; death receptor activity.
CACUCGUGCCCCCCUCAUCUCUGCGUGCACGACUCUCUCCUCCGCAGUGCACUGCUGGACAGCGCUGAGCGCGGAGUACAGGACAGCACCGGACAGUUAGCGCGUCCCUACAGUCCUAAAGUCCCAAACACGAGAGCAGCAGCAGCAGCCACAUGGAGCUAAUAUGAACUGUCGGAGGGCUGGUCUUCACUUCACGACUCACACUCACAGAUUCACAGUUUGAGAGGGAAGGGACGUUUCAGACAUGGACACCUUGGUGUGGAUCUUGAUUUGCGGAGCGCUGGGGCUGGUGUUUGGCUCUAAGCUGGAGCGGGCCAUAGACGAGGAGUGUGAGUCGGGCAAUUACACUCAUGACGGGGAGUGCUGUUUACAGUGUCCUCCAGGAGAGGGAGUGGUCAAGGAGUGCGGGGCAACCCAGACUGAAUGCAGUCAGUGCUUAGACAGCGAGACGUACUCUGAGACGUUCAGUCACACAGAGAAGUGUCAGACGUGUAGAGAGUGCACGGGUCUCAUGCGCAUGCAGACCCCCUGCACCGACUCGAACGACGCUGUGUGUGUGUGCAACUACGGCUUCUUCAUGGACGAUCUGACGCACCAGUGCGAGCCGUGCACCGUGUGUCCACGAGGACAUGGUGUGCUGAUACGCUGCGAGCACACCCACGACACACUCUGCGAGGAGUGUCUGGACGACACCUACUCUGACCGGGAGAGCACGCUGGACCCCUGCCUGCCCUGCACCAUCUGUGAGGAGGGGAUAGAGAUUCUCAUGAGGAACUGCACGCCCUACGAAGAUGCAUGGUGUCACGAUCCAUUGAGUCCUACCUAUCCCGCUUCCACUAGUGAUUCCAGCUCAUUCGUCACUGAUCCGAACCGUUUGUGGAGCCCCAACCCCGGAGGGGACGCCACCACGCCCAAACCCAGCUCCCCUCAUUUCAUUGGCAGAGGGCUGAACGAGAACCUGAUUCCCAUCUACUGCCCCAUCCUUGCAGCGGUCGUAGUCGGUCUCCUGGCUUACAUCAUUUUCAAGAGGUGGAACAGCUGCAAGCAGAAUAAACAGGCAGCUAAUAAUCGCGAGGCCACAGCCAAUCAGACACCAUCUCCAGAGGGAGAGAAGCUGCACAGCGACAGCGGCAUCUCAGUGGACAGCCAGAGCCUGCAGGAGCAGCAAGCGCAGACGCAGACGCAGGCGCAGGCCCACACACAGCUGCAUGCAGCAGAGCAAAUCGUGGUGAGAGUGGAUGGAGGGGCUCAGCCUGACUCCCCCCCACCUCAGGCCUAACCAGUGAGGAAGAGGGUGCUAUGUUAUCAAAAUAACAAUAAAGAGAGGAUGAGAGGUUGGAGUGAAGGAAACAAGGAAGCAGAUAGAGGAGAAAGGAGGAGCGAAGCCAUGAUGGCCAUCCAGCAAGGGACGCAGAGACAAGAUCUUUGAUUCUUUUGAACCCAGCACGGAUGAUUUGUUGAUGAGCUGGUUCAACAGCACCAAUGGAUCCACAUCAACGAUCAGACUCACUGGCUUUAAACAGCUACUUCUAAAUAAACAAAAGCCUAUUAAGAAAGUUCACCAUAAUGUAUACUGAAACCCACCACAAACUCUGAUGAAUGUUUAGCAUAUACUGGGUUUCUCAGAUGUAUAAUUGGCCCUUGUGACACAAACUCUGGACAUCCCGGGCUUCACAAGAGGACGCCAAGAGACACAUUCACUGGCUUCACGGAUAUCGCGCAAUUUAGCAGCCACACCAUGGUUCCUCCUCCUGGAGCCUUCUGCCUGAUCUAAUAAGGAUUUCGUUUUUGCCUUAUCUUUGAAGUAUUAAUAGAUUUUGUCUAUAACAUCAAGGCCCUUUAUUCAAUCAGAAUUGUACACAUUUUCAGGUGUGUGUUAAAACUUUGGGGGUUGUAUGCAGUUAAAGCAGAACUACCAGUCUCCGUCUGCUUUCAAAGCAGCUGAUCGCAGGUCAGCAUUUAUGGGCAACAACUCACGACUGUGACAUUUUCUGACCUUUAAUAAUGUAAUGACUCAGAUCUAUACUUAGCUCGCCUUCCUUUUUCUCUCUUUCACAACCUUUUUUCUCUAUAAAACACACACAUAGCGUGUCAUAUUCCCUGCCUUCCUCUAGUUACUGCAGCUUAGGUUUCAUGCCUAGAUCUUCUCGCCUUACCUCUUCAGAAAUCUGAGUCACAGUGCAAAGAGAAACCAGGAUUCAAAGAGCUACACAACUAUUUUCAUGCCAUCAUGCACUCCUAGAAGUAACCACCAUGUUUAUGUCCUACCAUUAAUUCAGGUUUGUUAGGGAUUUGGUUCAAAUUCAAUUUAGCAGCACAUGUUUGGUAAUGACCCAGUAAUGAUUCUUUGAGUACUUCUGAGCAAACCUUAUCGACCACCUCAAUAAUUCGUCUUAACUAUUUAGUAAACACAAAUUAUACUAUUUUGCUAAUAUUAAGAUACUUCAGAACUUCAAAUGUUGUCAUAUGAAUAACCAAUAACUACACUAACUUAAGUCUCACAAGCCUUAAACUAAAAAAAAUUAAAAAGACUCUACAAUCAAUGAUUUUUACUGUAGCUCUUGAUGAAUCAUCUGUCUCGGUUUUCUUCAUCUUUUAUUGCCCCAUUUGCUCUUUCUUUCUUUCUCAUUCUUUGUCUUGGUUACAUGAUUCAUUCCAUGAAUGCUGAUGCAGAUUUAGAUGCUAUAAUGUGGUUUGAAUUACUCAACCAUCUCAGCAGUCAUGAGCUUGAGAGCUGGUUUAAGGAUGCUUCACUGACCUGGACAAAGAGGCAAUAAAAUGUUCCUUAACAUUAUUAUAUAAGCUUUAAGGUAAAUCGAAAAGGUUUAACCUAACAAACGAGUUAACAAAAAACAGAACAACUAAAAAUAGUCUUUGCUUCCUGUUUUCUAUCCAUCCAAUAAAUAUUGCAUCCAUAAAUAGACAUUAGGAACUUGACACAGAUAUUCCAUAGCGUAGCCACACACGCAAUAUAUAAUGGACUGUCUUUCGUUGCAUUUCUAAUGCCCUCACUGUCAGGCUAUGGAAUAAACAUGAAAGGCAUUAGUGAGACAUUCCUGUCAGGCAGGUCGUAAUUAGCCCUGAAGCUUUUCGUUUUUCUUCCCCACAGUCAGUACACUCUCCCGGGGAUCCACACUGCUCAGAUUCACUUCCCUGGAGCUAUGCCUCUCCAUUCUGGGACUCAGCAUCCAACUUUUCUGCUCUCAGCUCCACUAAUAUUCCCACACUCUUAAAAAUAAUGUCUUCCAAAAGAUGUUUCACAGUAAUGCAACUGAAGAAUGAUUUUGGCUUCCCCAAAGAACCUUUUAGUGUUACGAAAACUCUAAAUAAAAAAAAAAACCUUUCCCCCUUAAAAGACUUUUAAAAGAACAUUUUGUGCAAUUAAAAGGUUCCAUAAAAGGUAAAGGUUCUUAAUGGAACCAUUAAAAAAAACUUUAUUUUUAAGAGUGUACAUCUGCAGGAAAUCACACUUUGACACAACAAGACCAUGCAAAUACAUCUUAAGGUAUAUCUUAAUUUCUUAAGGUUGCUAUUUUUUGCAACAUCGCCAGUUUAACUGGUUCACCCGCCAGCUUUGUUCAAGCCAGCUUGAUCUCCUUAAGCUGGUAGCUGUUUCUUUGUGGUUUUCUGACUACCAUCUUCAAAAAAACAACCAGCUUAAGCUGUAUUUUCCAGUAUGGCCAUUAUUCCUGUACUCAAUGCAAGUUACUGACUGGUCAUUAGACUCUAAUUCAGUUCCUACUUGAAGUCAUGCAUUACCUUAAAGUUUGAUAUAUGAGUCGGUGGAACAUCGCUGCCUCCUGCCUCCUUUUUUUGGCAGGCAGGUUGUUGGCUCCAUCAGCUUUUAUAUGGCUUUAGUAGCGUGCAUCUCCCCUGGAGCUGUGCUUUCCAUUAAAUCAGGCAGCGAAGCAUAUCAUUGGCUUCUGGAGUUGCUGGCAUGCUAGUGUUUAAUGCACAUCAUAGGUUGAACGUUCACUCGUGGGGCACUUCGCUGAUGUUUGUUCUGAUAUUAGCCUACUUGAGAGAACCUGAUGAGAUCAAGAUAAGAUCUCUGUCUGUCUGCGGGAAAGCGCUGAGAACAGACUCGCUUGUGUUUAUCCCAGGCUUUGAUUCUUAACACAGAGCAGAGAAGUUGGCAGACAUCAAAUAGAGAGAGUUGGGAUGACAAUACAAUAGAAUUCUGAGUGAUUGACGCUUCUCAGGGGGUGGUGAUUUGAGUAUAAUAUAUCGAAAACGUGGCUAUAUUUUCAUAAAAUGAUAAAUUGAUUGGUUGUCCUAAUGUGUUCUGAGAAUAUAAGUGUAAGGGAAGGCAAUUUACCAUGUGUUUCACAUAUAAACCAGACGCCCUGUGCUUGGCAUCUACAAGGAGCCUAUGCAUCAAUCAAUCAGUAAGCUUCUAAAACAAUUGAAGUUAACAGGUGGAUGGAGUCUUGAAUCGGUUCCCUGGAAUGUGCCAAAGUUGCCAUACAUAAAACACCUUCACAUUAAAAUGUCCAUUUAAAUGGUUAUAAAUACACUUGUCAGCCAGAAAGUGUAUCAGAUGAAAAGAAAACUUGUUUGCAAUAUAUUCACAUACUAAAAAAACUCCA